Coprinopsis cinerea okayama7#130 is the source of this 330-nucleotide messenger RNA. Its product is annotated as hemerythrin HHE cation binding domain-containing protein. The transcript has 2 exons. The record is from RefSeq and is a predicted model, not a curated record. The coding region runs from base 1 to 330 and encodes 109 amino acids. NCBI's taxonomy places the organism in Eukaryota, Fungi, Basidiomycota, Agaricomycetes, Agaricales, Psathyrellaceae.
AUGAAACCCGGUACAGACCGGUACGAGCGGGAGUUCAACAGUAUCAUGAGCACGAUCGAGAAGCAGAUGGAUAGGGAGGCGUCCAAUGACAUUCCCAUGCUUGAAGAUGCUCUCGGUCCGGACGCGAGUAGGCGUGCUGCCGAAAAGUUCGUCCAGACAAGGAAGUUUGCGCCUGCUUUACCUGACCCUGAAUUCGCGACUCCUAAUGACCCCAUCGUCUCUGUGGCUUCCUUCCUGCAAACGCCGAUCGACGAAUUGAAGGACCGGUUCGAGAAAUCGCAGUUCCCGACGCCCGAGAUGUUCAAAGAGGCUGAGAAGCACAUUCACUGA